Diplodia corticola is the source of this 372-nucleotide messenger RNA. RefSeq names its product small nuclear ribonucleoprotein sm d1. The record is from RefSeq and is a predicted model, not a curated record. The coding region runs from base 1 to 372 and encodes 123 amino acids. The transcript is spliced from 3 exons. Gene Ontology annotation, cellular component: SMN-Sm protein complex; U4 snRNP; precatalytic spliceosome. Gene Ontology annotation, biological process: RNA processing; spliceosomal snRNP assembly. Gene Ontology annotation, molecular function: RNA binding. Lineage: Eukaryota; Fungi; Ascomycota; Dothideomycetes; Botryosphaeriales; Botryosphaeriaceae.
AUGAAGCUCGUCAGGUUCUUGAUGAAAUGCCAAAAUGAGACGGUCACCAUCGAGCUCAAGAACGGCACUGUUGUCAAUGGUACCAUUGCCUCCGUCUCGCCGACGAUGAACACGGCGCUUCGCACGGUCAAGAUGACGCCCAAGAACCGCGACACCCUGACUCUCGACACCAUAAACAUUCGCGGCUCCAACAUUCGCUAUUACAUCCUCCCGGACAGCCUGCCGCUGGACACGCUCCUGAUCGACGAUGCGCCCAAGCCCAAGAACAAGGCCAGGAAGGAGCAGGCCGACCGCGGCGGCCGCGGCCGUGGUCGUGGCGGACGUGGUGGAAGGGGCCGUGGCCGUGGUCGCGGCGGUGGCCGUGGCUUCUAA